AAAGGUCAAUUUUUUAUAGCAACAUUUUUAAUAUCUUUGUGAAUUCAGAAAUGCUGGUGGACUGAUUGCUGAGUGUUCAGGGGGAUUCUAUGCCCCCUCAGUGCCAGCCUCUGAAGCCCCCUGCACUUGCUUCUCAGUAUAUGGCAUCAGCCGUUUCUCUGGAGAUCGUGGUUUUCAUGCUGGAAGUUAUUACUCCCUGAUGGGAAGUGAGUUCACUUAAGUAUCAUGUCGUUUAAGUGUUUUUUGUGAUCUUUGACCUCCAAGUUCACACAUCCAUCUCUGUGCAUUCGACACAGUGGCCUUUUUUCCUUUUGGAAAAGCUGUGCUUCCUGAGAACUAUAGGGAAACUGUUUUCUUGAGGGCAUGGGGGGAGUUACCGGGUUGAUUGUGACCCAGGCACAGCCCUGGUGCUCUCGAUGAUGGCAGAGACUGUGUCUUACUCAUCUUUGAGUCCCUCGGUGCAUCCUGCACACAGCCUAGCACCUUGUCCUAGUGUCAGUGAAAGGGGAAGCCAGCUUGGAAGAGAGCUGCUGGCUCAUAUGGAACAAGGUUGGAUUCUUGUGGGUUUGGUCUGCGUGGAGGGUGGUGGCGGUGGUGGGGAGGGGCUGUUCUGCCUGACAUCCACUGGGGCCCUCUGCCAGAUGCCGGACAGAAGAGUAGUGUCUGUGGGCCCAGCCAAGUGGAGGGACUCCAGAAGCUUUCAGCUCUGCGGAGCUUUGUGAGAGGAACAAUGAGUUCCUUCCUGUCCCUGAAAGGCCUUUCAGGACUACCCUGCAUGAUGGGACGGGCAAGCCUUGGGGCCUGGCUUCUUUAAAGAAGUAGGCUCGGUUACAACAUAGAUCGAGCCCCACAAUGUCUGGUGCUGAGUUGCUGGGUAGGGGGACAGCCGAAUUCCAUGGACGGGCCAGAGCUCUAUGCUCCCGUCCACCCACACACACACAGUUGGCAGAUGUGUCUGUUCCCUUCCUUGCUCCCCCAGCUCAUGGUUCCCCAGCCUCCCUCUUGUUCAUUUGUUACCAUGUGCACUCUCCUUUUCUUUUUCUCUUUCUCUCUGGCCUUCCUCCCUUCCUCUCCUUGUUCCCAAGAGCUAUCUACAUGUCUUGAAGUUCUGCCCUUCGAUUUCUCGGGAGGGAGAGGAUGCCCAGACCAGGACAUCAGGCAGCCAUCCCAUCACCUAGCAGGGAAACCAUCCUGGGAAAUAGGGCAACCUGGAACUCCCCUCGGUGCUGACAUGAUGACAGUGUGCAGGCCGGCCAAGGGCAGCUACAGCCAGACUGAAAACCUGAACUACAAAUUGGCUGACAAGGUCAAGGUGGAAGGUCCAAGGACUGAGAAAGACCCUCGAAGGCAUCCACUUUAGUCCUCCAUUCCAUUCCUAGAGACUGAUCAGGAGUCGGGCUUCAGAAGGAGCCCCCUGGAAGGCCUCUGCAACCUCACGCUAGAGUCAAGAAUGGAUAUGUUCAGCUUGGAUAUGAUCAUCAGUGACCCAGCUGCAGAAGCCAGCAGGGCUGGGAAGAAGCAGCUCAGAGGCGUUCAGAACCCUUGCCCAUCUGCCAGAGCCGGACCCCGGCACAAGUCCCUCAACAUAAAGGACAAGAUAUCAGAAUGGGAAGGGAAGAAAGAGGUGCCUGCUCCUGCGCCCAGCAGGAGAGCAGACGUACAGGAGGAUUAUCUGCCAUCCUGUAUGGUGGAGAGGAGGAGUAGUGAUGGGGUGAGAACUCAGGUCACAGAGGCUAAGAAUGGAAUGAGGCCAGGAACAGAGAGGACAGGGAAGGAGAGGAAUAAAGGAGCAGUGAACGUCGGGGGACAGGACCCAGGGCCGGGGCAAGACCUAAGCCAGCCAGAACGGGAAGUGGAUCCCAGCUGGGGCCGAGGCCGAGAGCCAAGACUUGGCAAGCUACGCUUUCAGAACGAUCACCUCUCAGUGCUGAAGCAGGUCAAGAAACUCGAGCAGGCUUUGAAGGAUGGGUCGGCAGGGCUGGAUCCCCAGUUGCCAGGGACUUGUUACUCCCCACACUGCCCUCCUGACAAAGCAGAGGCAGGGCCCACCCUUCCUGAGAACCUCGGAGGCGGGAGUGGCUCAGAAGUCAGCCAGAGGGUCCACCCCUCGGACCUGGAAGGCAGGGAGCCUGCCCUGGAGGUUGUGGAGGACAGGAAAGGUUCAUGCAGAAGGCCCUGGGACCGGAGCCUUGAGAAUGUCUACAGGGGCUCGGAGGGUUCCCCCACAAAGCCCUUCAUCAACCCUCUGCCAAAACCCCGGAGAACGUUCAAACAUGCCGGAGAAGGAGACAAAGAUGGGAAGCCUGGCAUCAGCUUCAGGAAAGAGAAAAGAAAUCUGCCUCCUCUGCCCUCUCUACCUCCCCCGCCUCUGCCCUCCUCUCCCCCGCCUUCCUCUGUGAACAGAAGACUGUGGACCGGGAGACAGAAAUCCAGUGCAGACCACAGAAAGUCCUAUGAGUUUGAAGAUUUACUGCAGUCUUCCUCUGAGAGCAGCAGGGUGGACUGGUACGCGCAGACUAAGCUGGGGCUGACACGCACUUUAUCGGAGGAGAACGUCUAUGAAGACAUUCUAGAUCCGCCAAUGAAGGAGAACCCUUAUGAGGACAUCGAGUUACAUGGUCGCUGCCUGGGGAAGAAGUGUGUCUUGAAUUUUCCUGCUUCUCCCACCUCUUCCAUCCCUGACACACUCACCAAGCAGUCAUUGUCCAAACCUGCUUUUUUCCGACAAAAUUCAGAGAGGAGGAACUUCAAGCUGCUGGACACUAGGAAGCUGAGUCGGGAUGGAACUGGGUCUCCUUCCAAAAUCAGCCCCCCCUCCACUCCCAGCAGCCCUGAUGACAUUUUCUUUAACCUUGGAGACCCACAGAAUGGCAGGAAGAAGAGAAAGAUACCUAAGCUGGUGUUGCGAAUCAACGCCAUUUAUGAGGUCCGGAGAGGAAAGAAACGGGUGAAGAGGCUGUCCCAGUCAACGGAGAGCAACUCAGGAAAAGUGACGGAUGAGAACAGUGAGUCUGACAGUGACACAGAGGAGAAGCUGAAAGCUCACAGCCAGCGCCUGGUCAACGUGAAGUCCCGCCUGAAGCAGGCGCCUCGGUACCCAUCACUUGCCCGGGAGCUCAUCGAGUACCAGGAGAGGCAGCUCUUCGAGUACUUUGUGGUUGUGUCUUUGCACAAGAAGCAGGCCGGGGCUGCCUAUGUGCCAGAACUUACCCAACAGUUCCCUCUGAAGUUGGAAAGGUCUUUCAAGUUCAUGAGAGAAGCUGAGGACCAACUGAAGGCCAUUCCCCAGUUCUGUUUCCCCGAUGCCAAGGAUUGGGUUCCUGUCCAGCAGUUCACCAGUGAAACGUUCUCAUUUGUCUUAACUGGAGAAGAUGGGAGCAGAAGGUUCGGUUACUGCCGAAGACUGCUGCCUGGAGGCAAAGGGAAGCGCCUUCCUGAAGUUUACUGCAUUGUGAGCCGCCUGGGAUGCUUCAGCCUCUUUUCAAAGAUCUUGGAUGAGGUGGAAAAAAGACGAGGUAUCUCUCCUGCCCUGGUUCAGCCACUCAUGAGAAGUGUCAUGGAAGCCCCUUUCCCAGCCCUGGGCAAAACCAUCCUUGUCAAGAACUUCCUGCCAGGUUCAGGAACUGAGGUGAUCGAACUGUGCCGCCCGCUGGACUCCCGGCUCGAGCACGUGGACUUUGAGUCUCUCUUCUCCUCCCUCAGCGUCCGCCACCUGGUCUGUGUGUUUGCCUCCCUGCUUCUGGAGAGGAGGGUCAUCUUCAUUGCAGACAAGCUCAGCACCCUGUCCAAGUGCUGCCACGCCAUGGUGGCGCUGAUCUACCCCUUCACCUGGCAGCACACCUACAUCCCGGUGCUGCCACCCGCCAUGGUCGACAUCGUGUGCUCGCCGACGCCCUUCCUCAUCGGGCUGCUCUCCAGCUCGCUGCCGCUGCUCAGGGAGCUGCCGCUGGAAGAGGUCCUUGUGGUUGACCUCGUCAACAGCCGGUUCCUCAGACAGAUGGACGAUGAGGACUCCAUCCUGCCCCGGAAGCUUCAGGUGGCCCUGGAACACAUUCUGGAACAGAGGAAUGAGCUGGCUUGUGAGCAGGACGAAGGGCCCCUAGACGGCAGGCACGGCCCAGAGUCCAGCCCCUUGAAUGAGGUGGUGUCUGAAGCCUUUGUCCGCUUCUUCGUGGAGACUGUGGGACACUACUCUUUGUUCCUGACGUCGGGCGAGCGCGAGGAGAGAACCCUGCAACGGGAGGCCUUCCGCAAAGCUGUCUCCUCCAAGAGCCUUCGCCACUUCCUGGAGGUCUUCAUGGAGACUCAGAUGUUUCGGGGCUUCAUCCAGGAGCGGGAGCUGCGCCGACAGGAUGCCAAAGGUCUGUUUGAGGUCCGAGCCCAAGAGUAUCUGGAAACACUCCCCAGUGGAGAGCACAGCGGUGUCAAUAAGUUCCUGAAGGGACUAGGCAAUAAAAUGAAAUUUCUCCACAAGAAAUAACUCUCAGCUCAGCCUCAAGAGAAGACUUCCUCCUAGUGCAGCCCCAUGCUUUAAAAACAGUUCCUGGUGGCCUUUCUGAAAGGCUGGGUCCCAGGUUGUCGCCGUGCGGAACUGGAGGCCGCGGUGGCUUCUGGCCGAGGCUGGGCUCUCCCCUGGACCAGAGCCUGGGAGCCGCCCAGGAGGACAGCCCCAGAAAGGGAGCCCGAGACCAGGCAUAUUGCUGACAUGCAAAUGGGUUGUUUUGGUGGUUGGGGUUUUUUUAUCUUAGAUAUUAAAAGUAAGAAAAACGUG
Molecule: messenger RNA, 4771 nt
Organism: Nomascus leucogenys (northern white-cheeked gibbon)
Lineage: Eukaryota; Metazoa; Chordata; Mammalia; Primates; Hylobatidae
Gene: DENND2A
Product: DENN domain containing 2A
Exons: 20
Coding region: 1451-4480 (1009 amino acids)
Biological process (GO): retrograde transport, endosome to Golgi
Cellular component (GO): actin cytoskeleton
Source: RefSeq, a predicted model, not a curated record